Cetraspora pellucida is the source of this 251-nucleotide messenger RNA. The record is from the annotation of a GenBank genome assembly. Lineage: Eukaryota; Fungi; Glomeromycota; Glomeromycetes; Diversisporales; Gigasporaceae.
AACUUCUAAAGGAUCGUUUUCUAUCUAGAUAUAUUAGACUUUCAGAAGAUAUUGCAAAUUAUUUAAGUGUAUUUAAAGUAAUUAGAGUCGCAGCUCAAAAACUUUAUCAAAAUUUAAAUGCAAAGGAUCCAAUAAUUGUUCAAUUUCUCAAUGACUAUUUUUAUGACAGUCAAGUCUUACUCUACGGACAAAUUUUAAGGUCGGUUGAAGACCUUUAUUUACAAUAUAUGGAAGGUGUUGGAGAACAGUAA